AUGGCCACUCACCGGCCCCGCUGCGCCACGCCGUCGCCCCCUGCUACCUGCGCCGCCGCCCGGCUCGCGCACGCGCUCGCCCCCCCCGCGCUCGGGCUUCCCCGCUGCUCGCCUCGGGCCUCUGUCGCGGCACCUCCCCUGGUCGCCGCCCGGCGCCCCGCCGCGCUUGCUCCGGCCGGCCAUGCCCGCCGGGCCGCGUCGGCUCCGCCCACCGUUGCCACGGCUUGCCCCCACCGCGCCUCGCCGGCGCCCGCUGGCGCAUCCCCUCGCCCGUGGCCUCGGGCAUGGGCGCCCACGCCCACGCCCGUGCGGCCGCGCCCGUAA
Messenger RNA from Aegilops tauschii subsp. strangulata, 324 nucleotides. Lineage: Eukaryota; Viridiplantae; Streptophyta; Magnoliopsida; Poales; Poaceae. The record is from RefSeq and is a predicted model, not a curated record.